Messenger RNA from Cavia porcellus (domestic guinea pig), 2452 nucleotides. It is a transcript of the gene Lef1, whose product is annotated as lymphoid enhancer binding factor 1. NCBI's taxonomy places the organism in Eukaryota, Metazoa, Chordata, Mammalia, Rodentia, Caviidae. Gene Ontology annotation, molecular function: RNA polymerase II cis-regulatory region sequence-specific DNA binding; DNA-binding transcription factor activity, RNA polymerase II-specific. Gene Ontology annotation, cellular component: beta-catenin-TCF complex; chromatin. The transcript is spliced from 11 exons. Gene Ontology annotation, biological process: canonical Wnt signaling pathway; regulation of transcription by RNA polymerase II. The coding region runs from base 46 to 1275 and encodes 409 amino acids. The record is from RefSeq and is a predicted model, not a curated record.
GGGCCGGCCGGGGAUGCGACGCGUUAAAGCUGGAAAGUGCGAACAAUGCCACCGGGAAGUUCGUGCCGAGCACCAAAAACAAAGUGCACCGUGCUGCUCCGGGUGGAUGCGCUGCAGACGCGCGAGAAACCACCGAGGGGGCAGCCGAGCGCAGCCGGGGCGGGAGCCUGGGCGGCCGGCGUGGGCCAGCGGGCGGGGCGUCCCAACCGCCGAGGCUCGGAGCCGCUCGGGGCUGCGUGGGGGCCGGGGCCGGGAGCGCACUGGCGGGUGGUCGCAGCCGGUGCCCCAGACCGCGCGGAGCCUUGGGUGCGCGAAACCAAGACGCCCCGCGAGUGCGGACACCGCUGCUCCAGUUCCCAUCGCUUAAACAAGGUGGCCCGACAAGCUCAAGCCUCCCAGGAGACCUACCACGACAAGGCCCGGGAACACCCCGACGAUGGAAAGCAUCCAGACGGAGGACUGUAUAACAAGGGGCCCUCCUACUCCAGUUAUUCUGGCUACAUGAUGAUGCCAAAUAUGAACGGUGACCCGUACAUGUCAAACGGAUCCCUUUCUCCGCCCAUCCCGAGGACCUCCAACAAAGUGCCCGUGGUGCAGCCUUCCCAUGCAGUGCACCCCCUCACGCCCCUCAUCACCUACAGCGACGAGCACUUCUCCCCGGGGUCGCACCCGCCACACAUCCGGUCCGAUGUCAACUCCAAGCAGGGCAUGUCCAGACACCCUCCGGCCCCUGACAUCCCCACCUUCUACCCGCUGUCUCCUGGCGGCGUGGGACAGAUCACCCCUCCUCUUGGCUGGUUUUCCCAUCACAUGAUUCCCGGUCCUCCCGGUCCCCACACAACUGGCAUCCCUCACCCAGCUAUCGUCACACCUCAGGUCAAGCAGGAACACCCCCACACCGACAGUGACCUAAUGCACGUGAAGCCUCAGCACGAACAGAGAAAGGAGCAGGAGCCAAAAAGACCUCACAUUAAGAAGCCUCUGAAUGCAUUCAUGUUGUACAUGAAAGAGAUGAGGGCCAACGUGGUGGCUGAGUGCACGCUCAAGGAGAGCGCGGCCAUCAACCAGAUCCUCGGCAGGAGGUGGCAUGCCCUGUCCCGGGAGGAGCAGGCCAAAUACUACGAGUUAGCGCGCAAGGAGAGACAGCUCCACAUGCAGCUGUACCCGGGCUGGUCUGCGAGAGACAAUUACGGUAAGAAGAAGAAGAGGAAGAGAGAGAAGCUGCAGGAGUCCGCAUCAGGUACAGGUCCCAGAUUGACAGCUGCCUACAUCUGAGACAUGGUGGCAAACGCAGCUCCUUCCCAACGUGCAAAGCCAAGGCAGCGACCCCAGGACCUCUGCUGGAGAUGGAAGCUUGCUGAAAACCCAGACUGUCUCCACGGCUUCCACAGGCGACCCCAAGGAGUGCGCACACCGGCCUGCCCUGAGGUCCCUGCUCGAGACACACCUCCAUGGAGACAAUCACUGCCGCUCCCCUUCGUCUACUGCAGCAGCCGCGUUCCAGAAGAAAGCAUCAAAGUGGUUGUUUUUUUUAAAAGGAAGUUACAGAGCACAUGAGAAUGCUAGCAGGACCCUACCGGCCAGGAAGCUUCCUCCCCGCCUCUUCAGAGCACCUGUGCCCGCACCAUCCCCGGGCAAGGACAAAACCUUGGCCGCCUUUGCCUGCCAUGCAGCUGGAGCCAGCAGCCAUCAUGUCCAUCUGUCGUUGGUCAGCCUGUUGGUCACACCCCAGCACAGGAAUUUGUGGGAGCGGCCCCUCUGUUUUGUCUUCGUUUUCUCCUUCCUUUCUCCUACUGCUUUUAUUUAACAGUGCAGAACUUUGGUCAAUCUUUUGUUUGCUUUUUUUUUUUUUAACUUGAAUUUUAAAAAAAAUUUACACUUUUUAGGUUUAAUUUCUUGUUGUAUAUUUUGCUAGCUCUGAGCUUUUAAAUAAAAUUUAAAGGUCAGGAAAAGUUUGAAAUGAAAACAAAUGAAAAGCCUCCUGUUUCUGAGAAAUCGCAGCCCGCGAGCGGCUUCUCCGUGAUUGCGUCACAGCAGUGUCCUCUGUCCUUGCGAGGACGAGGUGUCCGAGACCGCUCUGUGGGUAGCGACUGGCACUCCCGUUCACUUAGUUUUCCUUGAUUUUGUUUCCCUUUUUUAAACAGUAACCUUGACACACACUUCAGACCAGUUUGCAGUGACCUUCAGUUUUGUUCUUUUUCACCCCUUGUUGUAAAAAGCCCAGCACUUGAGUUGUUAUUCCUUUCAAUGUCCUGUAUUUGUAUCUGUUUUACUAGGCAGUUAGUGGGAUUUUAUGCCAGUUGUUGAAAUGAGCAUCGAUGUACCCAUUUUUCUAAAGAGCAAGGCGCAGCCCCUGCCCCAAACUGUCUCUAACCUUUGUCAUUCCAGUUUGAGUUAAUGUGCUGAGCGUUUUUUAAAAGAAGCUUUGUAAUAAAACAUUUUUAAAAAGAAA